AUGACCCAUCCCUCGGUUGCUAGAUUCUACGUGGAGGAGGAUCUUACCAAGGAUUUGCCAGAAUCCGUAAAGGUGGGCAAAAAGGGUCGUAAGCAUGAACAAGUUUUCACAUUCGAGCAUAUUCCAUUGUAUUGCUUGAAAUGUUGCAAGAUCGGUCACAAGGACGCUGAUUGCAGAGUUGGAAAGCCCAUGGUGAGAGUGACUGAUGCGAACAAGAUUGAGGUUCCAGAGAAAAAAGGAAUUAAAAUCAAGUUGGCAAAGCCUAAGUGGACAUUGAAAGGUGGUGAUCUGAAAAAUACACUGGAAGCACGAAUUGUAAGUUUGAAUCCCUUGGUGGUCAAAGGGGUGGAAAAGGAAGCAACGGUGGCAACGGAGAUAAUGAAAAACAACCCUGCGACAAAAACCAUAGAGGCGCGGCCUGCGGACGAAACCCUAGCUGCGAAAGAAACCCUAGGAGCGCAAGCCAUCCCGGUUAGAACUGAAGCCGUCUGUGUUGAUGCACCAUCUCUUGUUCAAUCGGAAAAUCGAUUUGUGAUUCUCCAUGCUGCGAAGGGUGAUGAGACCGAAGAGGAGAUGGCAAAUGUCCAUUCUAAAUAUCAUACGCAAAGUCAGGAAGAACAAGACAAUAUCGCUGCUACUUCUGUUGAUGGUAAUUCGGAUUUAGCCAACACUAGAGCUUUACUUGAAGUUGAGUUGCGGAAUAUGCCCUUGGUCUCGCAACUAGAUCCCAUUCGAUCUAAUGAUGAUACAUCCGCGAAUGAAAUCCCUACUAAUGAGGCGGUUCAUGACGAGAGAGAGUUAUGGUCUGAUGGAGAAAUUCAUGAUGAUCACAUUGUUGAAAAUGAACACGGCGAGCGCACUGUUACCAAGAAGCGGGGGCGCAAGUCGAAGGAAGAAUGUGCAAAACAAUCGGAGGGUGUUGAACUAAGGUGCUCCCUUUGA
This is a messenger RNA of Oldenlandia corymbosa var. corymbosa, 942 nucleotides long. NCBI's taxonomy places the organism in Eukaryota, Viridiplantae, Streptophyta, Magnoliopsida, Gentianales, Rubiaceae. The record is from the annotation of a GenBank genome assembly.